Molecule: messenger RNA, 918 nt
Organism: Quercus lobata
Lineage: Eukaryota; Viridiplantae; Streptophyta; Magnoliopsida; Fagales; Fagaceae
Product: neurofilament heavy polypeptide-like
Exons: 4
Coding region: 1-918 (305 amino acids)
Source: RefSeq, a predicted model, not a curated record
AUGCUUAAUGGGGAGCCCUUGAUGGAUAAUGCAUCCAUCAAGGACUUCCAAGGAAGCACUGGAUGCUAUGAGGUCGAGACUUUGGAGCAGGCCCUACUACUUCCCUCUGACAUGAUAGAGCUGCGUGCUAUCCGGAGACAUGAGGUUUUUCUUAACCUCAAAAGAUACUUGGGCAUGGCUGUCCAAGCCACCUUCAGGGCCAAGGAGAUAGCCGAUAACUGCCACAGGCAGAUGAAAGAGGAAGAAGGCAGACGCAAUGCUGCUGUUGACUCUUUCCGCGUGGUGGAAAGAAGUGCUAAAGAGCUUAAAGAAAAGCUGACUAGGGGGGAGGAACUUAGAAGAAGUGUUGAAUCUACUUUGAAGGAUAGCAGCCUUCAGAAAAAGUUGGCAGAGGUUCAACAAUUGAAGGAUCAAGCUGAGAGAUCCCAAGGGGAAGUCGAGAAGGCUAAAGAGGAAGCCAAGAAGGCCCGAGACGAAGCUAAGCAACAUGGUUACGACAUCGGAGUAGCCAAGACUGAGGAAGCCCUUAGGGUGGAGCUAAGGAAGCCAGAAAACAUUUACUACCCUCCAGCUAACCAGGCCUCAGAUCCUCUUCCCCAGGGUGAAGCAGCCCCCACCCCUGCUGAUUUUACUGAAGAGGCCCAACCUCAGGAUCUUCCUCCUCCCGGUCACCAAGAGCAAGUAGAAGGACUUACGACAUCCAAGGAAGUCUCAUCUGAGGUGCAAAAGUCCUCGGAUGAACUUAGGGAGGUUUCUAAAGAUGGGGCAGCCUCUCACGAUUUUGAGUUAGUCCUAGCUUCAGUAACUGUACCUGUUCAAGAAGCUCCCAAGGACAAAGAAGAGGCGACCUCUGUUGCAGCGACUACCCAGGCUGGGAAGACUUCCAAGGAUAAACUUCAUAUAAAGCUGAAGCCUUAA